Molecule: messenger RNA, 793 nt
Organism: Diabrotica balteata
Lineage: Eukaryota; Metazoa; Arthropoda; Insecta; Coleoptera; Chrysomelidae
Source: the annotation of a GenBank genome assembly
GAAAUGUGAGGUUAUAACAAAAAGUGUCACACAACAGUAUAAACAAAAACUGAAAACAUUGAUAUUAAAUAGUUAUUUUGGAUAUCAAAAUAAUAUAUAAUUUAAAAUGCCCAAAGUAGUUUCCAGAAGUAUUGCAUGUUCUGAUACUAAAGACCAAGAAGAGUAUGGUGAUGAAAAACCACUACACAUUUAUUACUGUUUAUGUGGACAGAUGACAUUAAUUCUUGAUUGUUCAAUAGAAAAAUUACCAUUAAGAAAGAGAGAUGCUGCCAGAGUCUUAGAUGGCACUAAUCACGCCCACAAAAUGACUUGCAAUCCAGAUGAAACAGUCUAUUUAAAACGCCCCGAAGGAAUAGAAAGACAGUACAGAAUGAAGUGUAAGAAGUGUGGUCUUCUUUUAUAUUACAAACAUGAACCACAGAGCCCUAUUAGUUUUAUAGUCAAAGGAUCUGUGAUAAAAAGUACAAAUGAAGGGCCAAUCAACAAUAUAUACAAUCAAGUAGCUAUAGAAAAACCAAAGAAGAUCAUGGUCACAAAACAUACUAAAAAUAUGGGUAAAUUCAGUUCAGUCACAGUGUCAACUAUUGAUGAGGAAGAAGAUGAGAUAGAAGCUAGAGAAGUGGCAGACAGUUAUGCAAACAAUGCUCGUAUUAUUGAAAAACAACUGGAAAGAAAGGGUAUGACUAAACGAAAACAAGAACAGAAUAAAAUAAAUGACAUUAAAAAAGUGCGUGGGACAUUAAUAGAUAAAUAAAUAAACUAUGUUUUAUUCCUCCUAAUAAAAUAGUUUUUU